Messenger RNA from Stylophora pistillata, 2406 nucleotides. RefSeq lists its product as uncharacterized. Lineage: Eukaryota; Metazoa; Cnidaria; Anthozoa; Scleractinia; Pocilloporidae. The record is from RefSeq and is a predicted model, not a curated record.
UCUAUCCUCAAGUAUUAGAUAUAGCCAAGUCUGUCACGGGAUUCACUGACUAAACAAAAGCUGUGGAGUCGUUUCGAAAGUUAAUCCAUUCACCAUCAAUGUUCUUCAACGAACAACCUUUUCCCACAAACGAAUCAGACGAGAGAGCUCACAGGAAGUGCAACAGUGAAAAAGCCGCACGGGAAUUCUGUCCAGUUCGCUAUGCCGCCAUGCAACGAUGGUUCAAAUUUUCUAGCAGCACUCUCAGCCAGCUAGAGCCCAAACUCCUGCAGAUGUUUUAUUGGCCCUUAGGUCCUCGAAAGACCACGCCCGUUUGUCCCGUUGCUAUAGCGAUGAAUUUUAUGCCGACUUCUUCGGCUCAGACCUACACUACAAGUUAUCGGACAUGCAAGAAACCGGCGUUUUUCCGAAUGCCUUUCUUUUUGGACCGAAUGGGACCGAAAUAUUCCGAGUGGACAACGAGCGCUCACGAAGCUAGGCCUGGUCACCAUCUGCAGUCUCAAGGUCUCGUGGAGAAUUUUCUGGACUGGUGCGGUCCAGUAGUAAGUGGCUUGGUCAGGAGUAGAUAUAUUGCAUACUCUGAGGGAUGGGCACUUUAUGCGGAAAAUCCUCUUGUUGCCAAGGAAACGGAUGUGUACAACUACAACCCUCUGAGACGAUACGGAAUGCUAAAAUGGCAAGUAUGGCGGGCAUUGCGUCUGAUCGUCGACACGGGUUUGCAUUUCAUGGGCAUGACACGUGAUGAAGCCAUUCAGUUGUUCAGCGACUACGCCUGGGACGACACAGAUGUGGCUCUGAAGGAAGUAACACGAUACCAGAGCGGUCCUGGGCAGGCGACUGCGUACAUGAUAGGUCAGCAGGCUUUCGUAAAAGUACGAGAGAACGCUGAGAGGAGACUGGGGUCGAAGUUUGACAUACGCGACUUUCACUUUUACUUGUUAUCGCAGGGGCCUGGGCCCCUUGAUUACGUGGCUAAACAAAUUGACAAUUACGUUGAGUGCACCUUAAAUGGAACCUCUUCCCGUUGUGAACAGUUUCAAGCCUCUGCACAUGAACGAAGGCGUUUCGUGAGAGGACAGGGAUACGAUUCUGAACUUCAAUGGGAUCAUUUGGAAGACUUUUAUUUUCCUCCUGAAAUACACGAAUUGUAACUAUGAGCUCGGCCGAUUUUCAAUUUUCAAUUGGAAAGUGAAUGACGUUUUUAAUGCUUUGUACCCUUAACUCGGGCCUAAUCUGCAUGCAAAGCACAAGUCCAUCUGGUUUUAAAAAAACCAGUUGUUGUGUAUUUCCAAGGAGUGGAACGCCUAGAUAAGAGGCAUACUAUACUAGCAAAGAACAGACAGUUUCAGUAAAGUGCGAGUAGUUGAACGAACGCAGAUGCCGUAGAAUGAACUUCCAUAGUCAUUAUCAAGUCAAGAGUCACCUCUUUCCCAGUCCCCCUUCCCCCUUUCAGCCAAGCUUACGACAUAUAAUUACGUUUUUUUUUUAAUGGUGAACCAAUAAUGCUUUUUUCCAUUGAGUGUCGAAUCUAACUCUGAAACGCAUUUGGUUUUUAUGUUGCUUUGUGAUCAGAAAGCGUAGGCAUGGAAAUGUUUCAGGUUUUAAUUUUUUUUCCGAUUCAGUGAAUAAUCAAAAUAAGCUCCCACGGUGACUUGCUCAUAAGUCGCGCUUUUGAGUGAGUCCUACCACACCAGAACAGAAAACCAAGCGAACGACUUUGAGAAAGUCUAAUCCCACGGGAAAAAAAUCCUGUUAAAUGAAACGCUGCCAAAUAUUUAUACCGCUAGUCAAAUUAUUUAAAUUCUCGUGGACCCUUGAAUUCUUAUGGACUGCUGAGCUGCUUUGGUUUUGAGUUUGCGACACUCGAACAAACGCGCUUUUAAAGGAAAUGAAUUGGGGCCUAAAUAGACGAAAAUAAACCAGCUCUUGACAGGCUGAGUGUGUUGAAACGUAAGUCACCUAACCGUGUUCAAAUGAUCUAACUUGUGUAAUAUUCCACUGCAUCAUUAAAAAUGAUGAAAAAAAAAGAACAGAUUGUACAAAAAAAUGUCCCAAUCUUAUGGUAUAUUUUGUAUAUGAAUAUAAUCUAGCACCCUUGAGAUCAAAAUUUUCGUAAAUCAUUUUUUUUUUCAUUUUCGUGCUCAGCGUGUCUUCCUCACCUACCCUGCCAAAUUUCAAUCUAGUCCGAGAGCUAGAAGUAUCUUCUUUUGGGCCGUUAAAUUCGAGAUUUCGUGUCCGCCAUUAGUUGACCAUGUUCCGGAAGUUGAUCGCAGGACUUGGGGGAAGUGAUGUCAAAGGCUCAACGCGAAAAACUCACAUGGCUAAAGGACGCUAGAGUAUGCACAGGGAACCCACACAAGCGGCGUGUCUGGUCGUUUGUUCGAAAUAUGAAGAAAUGUAUGGGAG